AUGACAAAUAAAUUGUGUGAAGAUACUUUCAAGUGUAAAUCAGACUCUAAAAGAAGUGAUUUUACUGAGGAGAUAUUACCUAAAAUAGAAAAAAUACCAUAUCAGUGUAAUAGCUGUAAAAAGUCAUUUUUUAAAAAAGGUAACCUUAUGACUCACAAAUGUACUGGAAAGAAGCCAUAUCACUGUGAUAUAUGUGGUAAAUCAAUCUCUUGUAGAGGAAACUUAACUAAACACAAACAAAUUCAUGCAGGUAAAAAACCAUUUCGUUGUAAUAUCUGUGGCAAGACCUUGACUAUACAUAAACGUAUCCAUACAAGAGAGAAGCCAUAUGACUGUGAUAUUUGUGGCAAAUCAUUCUCUGAUGGAAGGACCUUGACUAUACAUAAACGUAUCCAUACAAGAGAGAAGCCAUAUGACUGUGAUAUUUGUGGCAAAUCAUUCUCUGAUGGAAGGACCUUGACUAUACAUAAACGUAUCCAUACAAGAGAGAAGCCAUAUGACUGUGAUAUUUGUGGCAAAUCAUUCUCUGAUGGAAGACCUUGA
Octopus sinensis (East Asian common octopus) is the source of this 543-nucleotide messenger RNA. RefSeq names its product zinc finger protein 253-like. Bases 1 to 543 code for a protein of 180 amino acids. The record is from RefSeq and is a predicted model, not a curated record. The transcript has 2 exons. Lineage: Eukaryota; Metazoa; Mollusca; Cephalopoda; Octopoda; Octopodidae.